Messenger RNA from Zerene cesonia (dogface butterfly), 840 nucleotides. RefSeq lists its product as uncharacterized. NCBI's taxonomy places the organism in Eukaryota, Metazoa, Arthropoda, Insecta, Lepidoptera, Pieridae. The record is from RefSeq and is a predicted model, not a curated record. The coding region runs from base 158 to 811 and encodes 217 amino acids. The transcript is spliced from 4 exons.
GUCACUGUCACACGUUUUCGCCGCAUUCUACUCAGACUGUUUACGUUUUGUAUAAUGUUAUUUGUUGUCGUUGCUUAAUGUUUUCUUUCUGUUAAUAAUCUUGUUUUAUGUAAAUAUAAUACGUUAUUGUAUAUAGUUAAAAUAGUCAUUGGGAAAUAUGGGAAAUAAAGUGAAGCCCGUCACGAGGUCUAAAAAACGUUCAUAUAAAUCAAACGCUCAACAUAUGAACGAUAUGAAGAGGAGAAAGAAAAUUGAAAAUAUUGAUACAAAAGCAAAUUCCAAUGCAUUAUGCUUUGUAUCUGCGGACUUUGAUGAUGAUGAUGGAGGUGAAGAUGCUAAUACUACCAAUAUAAAUGAAAAUGCUAAAAUUGGAAAUGGUGAAAUAAAACCUUUAGUCACUUCUAAUGUGUCAGAAUUUGAAAGCAAUGAUUAUUUUGAUGAUUCAAUAGAUAUUUCCGACUUUCCUAUAAAACAAGAACCUCCUGAUGAAUCAUUCAAUAAUACAAAUUUAGCUUGUACUAGUACUUAUUUACCAGAGCAAAUAAUCGAUGCUAACAUGCUAGAUGGAUUGAAGAAAGAAGACAAGGGUGACGAAAGUAGCAAAAGUGAUAUUUCUUCUGAUCUCGACUCUGUUUACGAUUCACCGACAGAAGCAAAGCUCCGGCGAGCAUUGAGAAGAAAAAUUCGACUACAGCAGAAGCAUGUCUUAAGAAUUAAAUCCCUUACCCGGCGAAAUGUAACACUUAUGAAACAAUUGGCAUCUUUGAAAGAAAUUAUAGCAACCCUAAAGAAGGAGAAACAGACGACGUAGUCGAGUAACUUUUUCGUCUUCCUCUUGUA